CUCCCUUGCCCACCUGCCCGUCGCCCGGGUCAAAGAUGGCGGCGGCCGCGGCGGGGCUGAGGCGAGCGGCCCGGGGGCUGCUGCGCUGCCCGGCGGUCUUUAGAAGCCAGCUGUAUCGAUCUCAGCGGGCCUUCCAUCCUGGAGUUUUGCUGCAAAGAGCUUCAGAAGAACAGAAACAGCCCCCCUUCCUACCUCCCAAUCAGCAGCCUUCAGAGUCUUCACCAGUGGAUGAAAAGCAUGAUGCAAAGUAUCCAGACUCACACCAUAGUUAUACAGAUCAGGGUGGGGAAGAAUCAGAGGGCUAUGAGAGUGAGGAGCAGCUACAGGGUCGGAUCCUGACAGCAGCUCUGGAAUUUGUGCCUGCCCACGGGUGGACGACGGAUGCAAUUGCAGAAGGAGCUAAGUCCCUAGGUCUCUCUGUUGCUGCCACAGGACUAUUUCACAAUGACGGCAGCGAACUGAUUCUCCACUUCGUGUCCCAGAGUAACUCCAGACUCUCUGAACUUCUUGAGGAGCAGCACAAGCUGGUACAACUUGGCCAGGCGGAGAAGAAGAAGACAGACGAGUUUAUAAAGGAUGCCUUAGAAGCGAGGCUGAGAAUGCUCAUUCCGUACAUUGAAAAAUGGCCUCAGGCUAUGAGUGUGUUGUUGUUGCCACACAAUAUUCCAUCCAGCCUUAACCUGCUUACAACCAUGGUGGAUGACAUCUGGCACUAUGCAGGAGAUCAGUCCACUGACAUAAAUUGGUAUACUCGCCGAGUGGUGCUGGCUGGAAUUUAUAACACCACAGAGCUGGUGAUGAUUCAGGAUGCUUCCCCGGAUUUUGAGGAGACUUGGUCCUUCCUACAAAGCAGAGUUGCUGAUGCAAUGAACAUGGGACACACCGCUAAACAGGAUCAGCUACUAAACAGAAAAUCCACAAGAAAAUGGAAAAGAAAUUCUCCAGGCUGACUGCUGCACAAGAUACUGCUGGUCUGCUAGAAAUGAAUACUUUUCUCCCUACAAGACGGGAGGUGAUGUAAUUUAAGAUACAGCCUCCUAGAAGAUUGUGAAUAAAAUUAAUCUUUUUUCCUGCCCAGCCUGAAGAGUGGAAUGCUAAAUAAGAACAUUGGACUUGACUUAGCAGCACGCAGAAAAAGAAUCUAUCUAAUAUAAAUUCAAGCUAAGACAUACUCCUUCUACAGAAGUGGCACGCUUUCUUGAACUAAAGACCAGCUACUUCCUUUUACCUGCGCUCUUUCUUCAGCCUUAGUCCACGGCUUCUCCAGUCCCAUCCUCCAAUUCUGCCAUUGUCUUUUUAAAAGACUGGAUUUUUCAAUCCCCAGAAUAGAGGGAGGGGCUGGGGCAUCUCUCUGUGUCUCUGCAACAGAAAGCAGUUCACUUGUGGAAAUGUGGAUUGAUCAUCUUGGCAUGCCAGCUGGCAUUCGCAGCCCAUGUUCAGUCUUGCCUAUAAGUUGCACCAUGCCAUUGUGAGACUUCUUUAUGACUGCCCACGUUUGUGUGGUUCAUUCAAAGGGGCUGUUCUUGCUGUCAUAAUUUUGCAGUACUAUGCUCUCGUGGGGGCCCUGUGGAGGGAGGACAUGUGUGUCUGGCUCCAUUAAAAAAAAGUGGCGCACUGUGCAGAAUGCUUUAUUGAGCCUCUGAAUUAAAUCAAGCUCAUUUGCUUGGAAAUCGUCCUGUUGGUUUCUAGGCAAGUCCUCUUUUAAGUCACAGCAGUAGCUCCAGAAUUAAUCUAUUAUAUUUCCCCCAAUUGUGUCUGUCUGUCUGUCUGUGUGUGUAUGUACGCACUCCUUGGAUACUGCUAAGACCCCGAGCUUGAAGCUUCCUCAAAUACUUCCAACCAGAUAAUGCGCUUCACUGCUUUUCUAGAGCAUCCUUCCCCCCACCCACCAUCCCACCGAUGCCUUUAAGAUGUAUUGGGUAUGCUAAUGGCCAUGUUGGUGGGGAAUUCUGGGACUCGCGGUUUCAACACAUCGGGAGAGCACCAGCGUUGCCAGGUGUAGGAUGCUUCCUGAUUGCUUUUUCCAGAAACAUAAAACCCAGCUUGCGUUGAAGUUUUCUGUACC
Molecule: messenger RNA, 2065 nt
Organism: Candoia aspera
Lineage: Eukaryota; Metazoa; Chordata; Lepidosauria; Squamata; Candoiidae
Gene: COQ9
Product: coenzyme Q9
Exons: 8
Coding region: 36-950 (304 amino acids)
Biological process (GO): ubiquinone biosynthetic process
Cellular component (GO): mitochondrial inner membrane
Molecular function (GO): lipid binding
Source: RefSeq, a predicted model, not a curated record